GCAACGGCAGGGUCGCUCGGUCAACAAGGCUGACUCGAGUGGACACCAAUCACUCUCUUUCCUCUGCCAGUAUAUCACGUGCUGUCUGCGCCGUGACAAUUGUCUCGAGCAAUCAUUUAUGUUCCCCUGUCCUCCGUCAGUUCACAGCACUGUCGCUCCUUGAUUCAUUUGGACUUGCUUUUGGUCAAUUUCGAGAAUCCGCAAUGAAGCUUACAGAUAUUGAUUUAACGGAGAUCAUCUUCCAGAAGCGGCUUGCAAAACGGGACUAUUGUGUUGUUUUCUUGGUGGUAAUCAGAGGCGUGGACUGUGUUAUGAAAGUGCACCAUGGUCAAGGGCCUAAACAGCCGUGGGACCCAGAGAGCCGUGAAACGAGUCUAUUUAUCUGUGAAUCAACCGCAUAUCGACGCUUGACACACGCUGGAGUCUGUGCCCAGGGUAUAACUCCUCGGUUUCAUGGGACGAUUGAAGAUAUUGAUCCGAGACAAUGCCUACCCCAUCUUAAGGCAUUUCUCAAGGACGAAUAUCGACCCACGGCCAUUCUCUUAGAGUACAUUCCCAACAUGAAGGAGCUGGAUUGGACCGAGUAUAAUCGAAGAAGGAUGCGGAAUUUCGUUAAUGGGCUGGAUGCCAUCCAUAAUGCGCUAGUCUUUCACAAUGACGUUCACCCCAGGAAUAUGAUGGUGGUGGAGGGGGAUCCAGGAAGGGCAAUCUGGAUAGAUUUUGAUCGGGCGCAGACUUUUAAUGGAGAGCUUACAGAAAGGCAAAAAGAAUUGAUUGCAUCUGAGAACGAGAUUAUGGCUGAGAUGGCUGAUUUUAUGGAACAUGACUUUAACAAGGGUGAACUUGAUAAAACGCGGCAGUACUAUCGGUGACUAAGAACCUGUGAAUGAUGAAGUAAAUAACUUGGUCUGGGGGGUUUCUUUAAAAGAAAUGCUCUCAACUUGAUAGAGGAAACCCGGAAAGAUACACCAAAAAAAUAGACACAACAAAGAUGUCAAAGAUAUUGGGAAUGACUGCGUGUGCAAUCAGUUCACUGAUUUGUUGCUAGUUCGCGAAGGACAUCUCUUGAGUCUGUUAAAAUCCAACUUCGUAUAUAAUAAGGAACUGUAUAGGCGUAGGCUCAGGACUAACUAAUGUCCUCGUCUCAUGACGGCCAUGAACAAAGGAUUAAAAGAUGGUUUGAUUUUCCAGAAUUAAAGGUCCAAAGCAUUUUCCUGCCCCUUCCUCAAGACACUAGGGUUUCAAGUUCUCAGUCCAUUCUUCAUAAUAUCUUCUCCAUUUUAUUACCAUGGUCAUGGCUUCAGUGUCAUUUGACAUAUCUUCCAUCCACAAUUCACUUUCAUUCAAUCUGCCUAGAAUCUUCGGGGCCAACGCGAUACUAAGCUCCCUCACCCUCCCCAACUACUGAAAAGCAUCUAAGUACAAGGGUAAGAAGUUGCGGAUAAGUUCAAUACUUCCGGGGCGCUUGCACCAAAAUCACAACGAAUUGAGACAAAAAUGGAGUUUGAUGAGGUUGGAACCACGAAGAUGUGAUGCAACCAGCUGAAUAUUUUCAAGGAUGAGCCCAUGUCAUCCCGAAUUAUCAACAGAUAUAUCCAGUUUAACAGUAAAUUGUUUAAACCUUUGCCAGGAACCAGUUUGAAUUGAGUGGCAUUUUCUUCCCAAGAUGUACACAUUCUUGCCAGACAGGAAGAUAUUGCAGAUGAGUUUUUGGUAGAGGAUAUCAGUUGCAUCCUCAAAAAUCCGGCUAUUCAGACGCGCCACUUUCAGAAAGCUGUAAUUUGUGUAAAAAAUCGCAUAGCUGCUCUGAUAUUCGUCAAGAUGAGAAAAUAUGGAGAUGUUGGUGGCAUGGUGGGUUCUGAAUUGGAAUCAUUCUGGGAAGAUAUGACUCUGACUUGUAGAGGAUGAAAAGUGUCUAAUGAAACAGCCUAGGAAGAUGUACGCCCAGUCUAGUGAAUAUAUCUGGGUUGAAGUGAAGGUUGCAUAUAAAUCGCGUUGAUGGGAGCCCAUGCACACAUAAAUCAGAGGGACGGGGAAAUGAGGAAGAAAAGGAUGAUAGAAGAAAAAAAUGGUGCGUAUGCCUGUUUCUCCGGUCUUGGAGGGUAAAAUAAGCAGGAAAACUAGCAUGAUAACACAUCAACCUCUUUGAAGUUUGCCUUUCAUUGAUGCCAUCUUUGCCUGUGAAUCUUGCCGUCUCCAAAAGACUGCUGUCGCUUCUUGUUUGGGGAGAGGCCUUGGAGUGGUGGCCUGAGAUUGAGGGCCAGGAGGUGAGAGCACUCAAGGUCGACCAGCAUCGCCCGCUGCCGCUCGCGGUUCCACAAGAUGUUCAGCUUGUGAAUGUUGUUGUGUUCCACCCCCUCCUGGCGGAUCUCUUUCACUGAACGGCGGAUCUCUCUGUUUAGGUCUGGG
Messenger RNA from Blastomyces dermatitidis ER-3, 2409 nucleotides. RefSeq lists its product as uncharacterized. Gene Ontology annotation, molecular function: ATP binding; protein kinase activity. Bases 204 to 872 code for a protein of 222 amino acids. The transcript has 4 exons. Gene Ontology annotation, biological process: protein phosphorylation. The record is from RefSeq and is a predicted model, not a curated record. NCBI's taxonomy places the organism in Eukaryota, Fungi, Ascomycota, Eurotiomycetes, Onygenales, Ajellomycetaceae.